AUGUCAACAGAGGAACCUGAAGCGUAGGGAUGUGAAUUAUUGGGAGGUUUUGGAAUAAUGGUGUAAUCUAUUUUGGGAUUCCUUUGCUUCUUAGUCCUAGUCUUUAAGAGGCACAUUGAAAAACCAAAAAGAGUUUGGAAAAUAUUUUUAAUGGAUACUGCUAAAUAGUUUGUUAGUGCUGUUGUGUAGCACUUCUUAAAUAUUGGAUUGGCUUUAUUGUUGAGUUCUGCAGAUAGUGGCGAUUAAUGUCAAUGGUAUUUUAUUACUUACAUGUUGGAUUGCACUCUGGGCAUGCUAAUUAAUUGUUUAUUGAUCACUCUCUUCGAAGCUCUAUUUCAAAAGUUAGGCUAGACGCAAUUUCAAACUGGCAAUUAUUACACUAUAUCCUACCCACAUAUCACGACCUACUCGAUAAGUUCUGGCGAUUUGACCGAAACCAAAAAGGCCAAGCCUAAAGUUGAGGUUGCUUAUGGAGUGUACAUGUUUUAAUUAACACUGUGGAUUUUAAUCGUUGUUGUAAGCAAAAUUAUCCUCUACUUCUUCUAAUUACUCUUGGGUGAAUAUUUAUUGACAGCUGUAUCAUGGAUGUUUUAACCUAUAAACUAAUAUCCAGAACUCGAGCUUAUUAUUGUACUAGUCAUCAUACCUUUAAUAUUUAAUGCUCUUUGCUUUUGGGUGCAAGAUUCAUUUCUCAAGAAAAGCAAAUUUAAGAAGAAGGAAAAAACAGCAGUCUUGGAUGCUCUAUAUGAGAAAACUGAUGAGCCUGUGGAAGUGGAAAUAGUAGACGGAGAUGAGAGCUGUAGACCUUCAAUAACAGGAAUUGAGUUACAGCCCUAGUAGAUAAAAAAUGAAUUAGUGUCUAGUGUUCAAGUAAACGAAUAGCAAACUAAUUCAUCAAUUGAAGUUUGA
This is a messenger RNA of Paramecium tetraurelia, 909 nucleotides long. RefSeq lists its product as uncharacterized. Lineage: Eukaryota; Ciliophora; Oligohymenophorea; Peniculida; Parameciidae. The transcript has 7 exons. Gene Ontology annotation, cellular component: membrane. The record is from RefSeq and is a predicted model, not a curated record.